AUGGUGGUGGAGAAGAUUUUCAAGCCUGGGCCUUUGAACCUACAGGAAGUUAUACUGUCAAAACUGCGUACCGUGCUCUCGAAAUCCAGGCCGCCUAUACUGUUGCUAGCAAGGCAGACAGUGUUGCAAACACUACCUCACAGGCAUGUUGCAAAAUCAAGGGCCGGCCUGAAGUGGGCCGUGCGUGUCUGGCCCGGAACAGCAGCGGCAGGCAGGAAGGAAGAAGGACCGAAGGAGCAGUACCAAACGUCACCGGCGGCGAUGCCCAGCGCGCCACCCGUCUCCUCCGCCGUCUCCAAGCUCCACUCGCGAUGCCACUCACUCUCCACCAUACAGCAGCUGCACGCCCACAUCCUCCACCACCACGCCCCCUUCCCGUACAACCACUUCCUCUCCAAGCUCCUAUCCAUCUCCUCCUCCUCCGGCGCCACCACCAGCGCCGCCGCCGCCGACUACGCGCUCCUCCUGCUCGCCUCGCACCCGGCCCCCACCGCCUUCUCCUUCAACGUCGCCCUCCGCUUCUUCGCCGCCUCGCGCCCACACACCUCCCUCCAGCUCUCCCUCCGCAUGCUCCGCUCCGCGCUCCGCCCUGACGCCUACACGCUGCCAUUCCUCCUCCUCGCCGCCGCACGGUGCCCCGCGCCCGCCUUCGCCGUCUCGGCGCACGCGCUCCUGCAGAAGCUCGGAUUACAAAGCCACGACCACACCGUCCACUCCCUUAUCACCAUGUACUCCAACCUCGGCCGCCCCCGCGCCGCCCGCAGGGUGUUCGACGGAAUCCUCCGGCGGGACGUCGUCUCCUGGAACUCCAUGAUAAAGGCGUACCAGGCGGCGGGGAUGAAGGACGACGCGGCGCGCAUGUUCCGCGCGAUGGUCGCCGAGGGCGCGGUGGCGCCCAACGCGGUGACCGUGGCGGUCGUGCUCGCGGCGUGCAGGGACGCCGGAGACCUGGUGCUUGGCAGGUGGUUGGAGGACUGGGUGAGGUCUGCGGGGAUGGAGGUGGGAUCGCUCAUCGGCUCGGCUCUCGUUGGGAUGUAUGAGAAGUGCGGAGAGAUGGCGGAGGCGAGGAGAGUGUUCGAUGCCAUCGCUGACAAGGAUAACGUCGCUUGGAAUGCCUUGAUCACUGGGUAUGCACAGAACGGCAUGUCAAAGGAAGCCAUUUCCUUAUUCCACAGCAUGCGGCAAGCAGGGGCACGUCCAGAUAAGAUAACCUUGGUAGGGGUGCUCUCCGCCUGUGCUGCAGUUGGAGCUCUGGAGCUAGGCACCGAACUCGACAGCUAUGCCUCACAAAGAGGCUUCUACGGCAAUGUCUAUGUUGGGACUGCUUUAGUGGAUAUGUACUCAAAGUGUGGAGAUCUUACCAGAGCCAUACAAGUGUUUGAGAAAUUGCCAUGCAAGAAUGAAGCUUCAUGGAAUGCCUUGAUUUGUGGUCUUGCCUUUAAUGGGCGAGGCCAUGAAGCUAUUCGGCAGUUUGAACUGAUGAGGAAGGAGGAAGGGCUCCGGCCGGACGAUAUCACUUUCAUAGGAGUACUUUCUGCUUGUGUGCAUGCAGGGUUACUGAAAGACGGCCGGCGUUGGUUCGAUUCCUUGACAUCUGAGUUCCAAAUCAUUCCCAAGAUCGAGCACUACUCCUGCAUGGUUGAUUUAUUGGCACGUGCCGGACAUUUAGAAGAAGCAUGGGAUUUCAUUGAGAAGAUCCCUGGUAAGGCGGAUGCGGUGAUGUUGGGGGCUUUGCUUGCUGCUUGUCGGAAAUGCAAAAAUGUUGAGGUCAGUGUCAAGGUCAUCAACAGGAUCAUGCUGCUGGAGCCCUCAAACUCGUGGAACUACGUGGUUUCAUCCAAGAUAUAUGCAAGCUCAGAUAGAUUAGAUGACUCUGCACGGAUGAGAGGGCUGAUGAGAGAGAGAGGUGUCAGCAAAAUUCCAGGUUGCAGCUGGCUUGAAGUUAGCGGCAGAGUUCUUGAAUUCUAUGCAGGGGAUGAACCACAGCAUGGUGCGGAGGAUAUGUAUCAACUCCUCCACAUGCUUGUUGAUGAGAUGAGACUGGAGGGAUAUGUUCCAAAUCUUGAUCUGGUUUAACACACAACCAGAUGCAGAUCAGCCUCAGUAUUGCAGUCAUACGUGAAAGAAAGGAGGUGACUCUUAUUUUUUUCUCAGAGGAGCAGAAACAUCUGCUGAAAUGCUGAAUAUAAAUGUUGGAUUGCCAAGAUGGAAUAUUGUUUUGCAUUCCUUCUCUAUGACUGGAUACCCGGAUCGAACCAGGUCUAUUUUGAAUCACCUAUCAACAGAGAUCUUUGAAUUUUAUGGCACCAUGCUUAGUCAUGUGCAAUGGUUGGCUGCUUGAGCUGUGUCUAUGAAAAUACCUGAUUCAGUUGUAGCCACCCUUGAAACUUUCAAGAGCCGAUUUCAAUUCGCCAAUGGAGUCAAUUGGUUUUGCGAGUUGUCAGAGCAUGCUAUAUAAUCACGAAUAUGGAAAACCAUAAAGUGUCAUAUAAAUUAUUACAUUGUAUCAUCUUCUGGCUGAACAUAUUCAAGACUCUAGUCUAAAAGAAAAAUGAAUUGGCACUCACCUAAUGUUGGUGUUUUCGGAAAAAUAGCAUUCCAGGUGGAGUGGAGAUGGGAUCCAGAGGAGCUACGUUUGCUCCAAGUCAGCAUUCAUGCAGAUUUUUUUGGGGGUAAAUUCUUCAGAGGUCAGGAGCUGGGAUGUUCUUACUGCCAGUAUCAUCUUACAUCGGUGACUAUGAACAAUCAAUUCUUCGAAGAAUGGAUUGAGACAGAACUCUUUCAAUCAAAUACUUGUAGGGACAAACGAAAGAAUGAAGGUAUAAUUGUGGGGUCCAUUUGCCAGUCUAAAAAUCCUGUACAAGUAUUUUGUAUUGCAAAACAGACCAAAGUAUGUAUCCUAUACUAUUUUGCUUGUUUCCAACCAUGUGCGAUUCU
Molecule: messenger RNA, 2937 nt
Organism: Triticum urartu
Lineage: Eukaryota; Viridiplantae; Streptophyta; Magnoliopsida; Poales; Poaceae
Product: Pentatricopeptide repeat (PPR-like) superfamily protein
Biological process (GO): RNA modification
Molecular function (GO): RNA binding; protein binding
Source: RefSeq, a predicted model, not a curated record